Molecule: messenger RNA, 2260 nt
Organism: Danio rerio (zebrafish)
Lineage: Eukaryota; Metazoa; Chordata; Actinopteri; Cypriniformes; Danionidae
Source: RefSeq, a predicted model, not a curated record
UCAUCUGUUCUCUUUAACAAUAUUAUACUGCAGAGAGGAAAGGGAGGAUACAGGAAGACUGUAAUUACACUGUGCUGAUGGGGUGGAGCAUGUUUCCAGCGCUGGCUAACAGUAAUCAUCUGUGCAUGCAAGAGCCGCAACAACAUUUUGAAAAACAAAUGGUGCAGCGGUUUAUAGCACUUCACAGAGGCAAGUUCAGGUCUUAAAGGGAUUCCCUUUUACUUCUGCUCAGUUCCUGUUGCUCAACUAAUGACACAGGCUUGGCGUUCCAGAAACACCCCAACCUCAUAAAACAAAAAUGAUGCUUGUUACUUGAUAUUUCAUAAUAAGUCGAACAGUGUUAAAUGUGAACAUGUGCAUUCAACCCACAGCUGCUCUUUCAGUUCACAGGUUGACCUAUCUUUGUAUUUGUUUAUUGACGAUCAGCUGUAUGGCAUUGUGGAGAUUAAUAGAGAAUGAUCAUCAGACAAAACCAUUCCAGCCCCCCAUUCCAAGACGUGAUGCUAGAAAAUUCAUAAAAACGAAUUCUUCAUCCACAAUUUCCGCACACGAUAUGGGAAUCAGUGAGGAAGAGUGGGAAAGACUGCAGAAGGCCCUGGAAUGGCCCAGUCCAGAUCAAGAAAUCACUGAGCUGAGUGUGAGCACAAGUCCAGUCCACUCAAAGUUCUCUAUUGUGCGACUCAAUCAGAAUUACAGCGUGGGAGAAAAGAUCCUGCUUACUAUCACUGCCAGAGACCACAAGAAUAAACUAAAAAGAUACGGAGGAGAUUUUUUCAAAGUUAAGCUGUUCAAUUCAAAGCUGAAGGCGAGUGUGUAUGGAGAGGUUGUGGAUCAUCGUAACGGGACUUACUCUGCUUCUCUUCUUCUGCCCUGGGAAGGUCAGGCACAAGUCUCUGUUCGUCUAGAGCACUCCAGUGAGGUUGUGCAGAUUCUGAAAAAAUACAGGGAGUCCUCAUUCACACGCAGUCACUAUAACGGACACUUUGAAGGACCAGGACCCAAUAAAGCCAGGAUCAGUGAAGUAGUACAGUGUAACCUUAAGUGGGGUGGAAAUGGGAGCUGGAUUAAAGGCAACUGCUGCUGCGAGUAUAAGGAUAUAAAAACGGGGACAGUGUGGCACUGUGAGAGACCUAAGAAACUUUCUUGUGACAAACUGGUUUAUCACUCAAGAGGAGGUCUGGAAAACCCAUUAGAUGCUUUUGAGAAGCAAAUUUUCACAAAAAAACUAACAAAUGUUGGCAUUAACGGAGACACACAAAUCAUAAAUGUCCUUCCCAACACAAAAAACAAUGACAGAACGGAGAGAUGCAGACCUGGUCUGACGACACCAGUACCUGCAGGUUUCUAUCUGAAUGAUGUCUGGAAGUCUUUUGUGUGCAAAACCCAACAGUUCAAUUCUACACAAACUGGAAAUUGCCUUAAAAACAAGAUUGUCUAUUUGAUGGGAGACUCCACCACAAGACAGUGGUUCGAGAGUUUAGAGAGAAAGGUGCCAGGCAUAAAAAGGAUGGACCUCCACACUCCUCCUAAAGGUGGACCCCUGAUGGCUGUUGAGUUGACAAACAAUAUAAUAGUUCACUGGGGGCCACACGGAGUUCCUCUGCGCUUUACAAAAAUGCUGAUCACUGACCUGCACUACAUCAGUAAUGAUAUUGAUGAAAUAGCUGGGGGUCCUCAUGCAGUGAUCGUCUUCACACUCUUUGCUCACCUGGUUUUUCACCCUCUAACAUUCUAUGUGCACGAAGUGGCCAAAAUCCGUCAGUCUGUCGUUUCGCUGCUGAGCCGAGCACCAGACACUCUCAUCAUCAUCAAGUCUGGAAACACUGCAGGACAAAAGGAUAUUUUUCAAAGUGACUGGUACGCCAUGCAGCUGAACACGGUGAUGCAGGAGAUGUUCAGACAUAUUGAUGGCGUAAUCUACUUCGAUGUCUGGCAGAUGACUUCAUGUCACUACCUUCGAGAAAAUAUUCACCCAGGUGCUGUUAUCGUGGCUAAUGAAAUUGAUAUGUUGCUGUCAUAUGUUUGUCCUGCCUGACUGCAGAAAUACAAUCAUUGCAAGCAUUAAGCUGAUCUGCAAAUCUUGUCUGUAUGUCGUACUUUAAAAAUUUACAACACAUUAAAGGUUAGACAUGAAAUAAGACUUAAUAUUUCCUUUAUACUGCCCAUUUCAUAUUACAUACUGUAGCUUUCAAAUAAAUUAUCAUACAUUCCUUUUGUUUGUCAUUGAAUUUAUAUUGAAUAAAAAAUUGUUCCAACAGUU